UAUACUGUACAAGUGUACAGUGAUGUAUUGAUAGAAUAUUGAAGUGAUGUCAUGUCCAAAACCAAACAGAAACUAAGAUAAUAAUAGUAAAAUAGUUUGAACUUCUAUGAACCAGUGUUUUCGUACCGUACAUCAUAUUAUGUAAACGAACAUUUCUGCUGAUCAAGCUAUAAUAUUAUCAUUUUAAAGCAAAGUAGGCUAAUUCAUUAAUCAAGAUGUGGUUUCUUUAUCUUCUUAGUUGGAUAGCUCUUCUUGUGCAAAUUUCCUUUAUAACUGUAUCUUUGGCUGCUGGCUUAUACUACAUUGCAGAACUAGUUGAAGAGUACACAGUAUUAUCGAAAAAAAUAAUAAGAUGGAUGACAGUUACUACUCUAAGCAUCUACCUGGGAUUCUUGCUGUUUGAAGAUUUGCCCACUUCCAUGAUAGUUUGCGGACUGCUUGCUCAGGUCGCUCAUCUGUUGAUUCUUCAGACAUUUCCCUAUGUCUCCCUGUCUUCACCAUCAUUCAUAUUUGCUGUGAUCUUGCUUCUAGUCAACCACUACCUAGCGUUUAAAUACUUCAAUAGUAUUUAUCACUCAUUUUCUGAGGUGAUGGCAUACUUCACACUCUGCCUUUGGCUUGUACCAUUUGCCCUGUUCGUCUCAUUGUCAGCCAAUGAAAAUGUUCUACCAACAAUAUCAGAAUCAACACCUUUACUGGGUGGGGACAAUGAUGUGGUGACAAAUUAUUUUUCAACCCGCAAUAAAAAAUAUGGAUUGCUCACAUUUUUUAACUACGCCAAAGACUCAAUACUUCCUCAAAGAAGCAAGAAGACUUUUUAAAUAGGUUUU
This is a messenger RNA of Macrosteles quadrilineatus (aster leafhopper), 830 nucleotides long. RefSeq names its product protein TEX261-like. The record is from RefSeq and is a predicted model, not a curated record. The transcript has 5 exons. Gene Ontology annotation, cellular component: Golgi membrane; endoplasmic reticulum membrane; COPII-coated ER to Golgi transport vesicle. Gene Ontology annotation, molecular function: COPII receptor activity. Bases 216 to 821 code for a protein of 201 amino acids. Lineage: Eukaryota; Metazoa; Arthropoda; Insecta; Hemiptera; Cicadellidae. Gene Ontology annotation, biological process: endoplasmic reticulum to Golgi vesicle-mediated transport.